UUGUUGACGUAUAUCCACUUCCUGGUUGUGCUGAAAACACUCGUGGUGUGUGUUGUUGUAUGUGUUUGUUGUAGCGCAGCUGCGCGACAUUAAAGAAAGUGUUUGGUUCAUUUUAACAUCAUGUUUCAGCUGCAGAGCUUCAGUUAGACCGAUCACACGCGUCCUGAGCCUCUUCCUCGUUGGAGGAACCAGGAGGAUUCAGUCUCCUACGGCUUCCUACCAAAGACCUGUUGCUGAGCUCCACAAUGACCGGAGUGCAUAAACCUUUACAAUGCACUCAGACAGACGCCAUUGUUGAAGCUCUUUCAGCGGAGUCGUGCCACAUUGUUCUGGAAACAUCUCCCCCAGACUAUGUGGAGAAAAUAUCGCGGUAUCUCGAGUCUUCGGUGGGACAUGGCGGACAGGAUGCAGGACCUAAUGACCCAGCCGAAGAAGAAAGUGAUUCAGGAGACAGUCUGUUCAUCACUCAGAAACCAGUACCUGAGGCUGUGAGGUCACGGAGACGGUGUCGCUACAAUCUGAAGUCAGAAAGUGGAGAUGACCUUUCAUCGUCCGACUCCCACGAAGAAUCCAGAACUGCCAAAAGGAGACAAGCGAAGAGAAUAAGACCUCCAAAGUUCAGUUUCCCUUUCCUCACUGACAGGAAGUCAAAGCACAGGAGCACUCAGUUAUGUGCAAGGCAGAGCACAGCCCUGCACAAUUAUGCGAUGGGCGGCUUCCUCAGAUGUGUCAGAGAGCUGUGGCAGAGCUACCAGCAAGAAGAUGACGUGCAGUCGUCUUUACCAACAGUCGACAUGGACGGGGAGAACAUACCUCCGUUGUCAGAAGAAGAAGAAAGGUCAGAAAGUGAAGACAUCAAAGUGGUCGAGAGGAAAUGUUUUGUCGCACCUUCAAAAUCAAAGUGCUCACAGCCCUGGUACACUCCAGGAAAGAGAGACUUCGAGGUGAAACGACAAAGAAGUUCACAAAGAGUUCGACAAGAAGGAACGUCACAAGAUAGACAAAGGAAAAAGUUGCAUAAAAUACUAGCGAAAAGGUCCACGUCCAGGGUUACAGCACCGUCUCCAGACACAGAGAGCUCUGAUAACGGGGAUCCUUCUCAUAGAGUUCUGACGGAGAGAGAGACGAGUGAUAAACACGUGACAUGUGACAGAAGCAUCGCGGCAAAGACUCGUCUUACCGGAGGAAACAAAGAGAUUCUUCCUCAGGAAAAAGAAAGUGAGGAAGAGCUGUGUGGCGACAGUGAUGCUACAAUGUGUGAGGCGCUCGAACGGGGAAGUCCGAGGGAAAACACACUAAAUGGCAGAGAACCGUGUCCAAAUGUAACAGAGCCUCCAGCUGAUGUUUUCUAUACGGACGGUCUGUCAGAGACAGGACAGGAAGAAGACGAACCUGAAAGCCAAAGUCUUCUCCAGAGUCUCCCGGACCUUAUAAGUGACACUAAUAAUGAUAAAACCAGAGUAAAGAACAAGAAAAAAGCAAAGGGAGAUGAUGACAGUGUAGAAGGAGGAAGGGGCCAGAGUCAUAAGGAGCCUGAGGGUCUGCACGCUGCAGCGUCUGUGACUGUGGAGGAGGAAGAGACUCCCAGCCCGUCUGAGGAUCAUCCAGCAGAGCCUCCGGCCUCGCAGAGCAGCGACCAGACGCAGCUAAGUGAAGACAAUCCCUCACAUGAUGAUAUCAUACCGAGACAGGAGGAGAGACUCAGUCCUGAUUCAAAACAGAUGAAGAAGAAGAAGAGAAAAAAGAAGAAGGCAGCAGAUAACAUUAGAAAGGAGGAGGAUGGAAACUUAAAAUCUGAUGUGAGAUCAGAGAAUGAUUCUCUGUUUUCAGUGACAUGUAACAUGGUGAAUGACGGCAAGGAAGAGAAGAAGAAAAAGAAAAAGAAGGAAAGAAGUGUUGGGGAUGAUGAGGGCGUUGAUCAGUUAAUACCUCUGAAUGAAGAUGAGACGGGGAGGAAAAAGAAAAAAAUGAAAAAAGAAAAGCUGAUUGUAAAUAUGGAGGAAUAUGAAGAAGAGGAAGCACUGGCUUCAGAUCGACCUCUGUCGUCAGAGAGACCGUUGGAGGAAAAGGAAAAUAGUGAUGCUCCUCGAGAAACAUUAGAAAAGAAAAGAAAAAAGCAGAAAAAGAAGCAGCUGUCGGCUUCUCACGAGGAAGCUGAGGUCGGAGUAGACAGUGGUGCAGAUAUGAGCUCGAAUAAUGAUGUAACCUUGGAAGGAAGUACAAGACAGUCAGUGAAGAAGAAUAAGAGGAGGGAAAGUAUCUUUGAGGGGGAAGAUAUUUCUAGCACCCCUGACAAAAACAAAAAGGUUAAUGAUGCAGAAAAUCCCCAGAAAACAGACGAGGUCCCCGACGACCAAGAUGCUGAACUGGUGUCUAAAAAGAAGAAGAAGAAGAAGAAGAAGAGGGAAAGUAUCUGUGAGGGGGAACAUAUUUCUAGCACUCCUGACAAAAACAAAAAAUUGAAUAAUGCAGGAAAUUGUCAGAAAACAGACGAGGGCCCUGACGACCAAGACACUGAACUGGUGUCUAAGAAAAAGAAGAAGAAGAAAAAGAAUGAAAUGAUUAGCAGAAAUGUCUCAGAGGAUGCUGUGACACAAAGCGAUGAUUCAGUGUCUGUGCGGAAAAAGGAAAAGAAGAGGACCUCUUCCUUCCUCGCUGCUGAUGCAGAGGAAAAAGAGGCUCAAACGCACGAUGACAAAACAUCUGUAGCUGCUCAUGUCUGGGGCGCAGAAAGGCCUGGAGUCAGCGCUGGUGAGUUUCAGACCGAAUCAGCAGAAAUCGCUGGAAAUUUGGAGACAUCUAAUGAUGGGGUGAGGAAAAAGAAAAGGAAGAGAAAGAUGUCGAUGGUGCAGGAGAAUGUUGAGGAGGGUCACAGGCAGGAUGUUAAAGAACCAACCGACACAUGUGAGAGCGCUUUGCCUGAAAACACUGACACGGGGGUAAAAAGAAAAAAGAAACGAAGGAGAAAUGAAAGUGAGUCAGUGACCCCCAUGGAAAGAUUAGACGGUGCAGCUGAAGCGGGAUGUCCUGCAGCUGAUGAGGCCACGGUGUUGAAGAAGAAGAAGAAGAAGAAGACACAGAAGAGUCCACCAGCUGCCACUGACGAUGCUGAAUCAGAGGAAGCUAUGCUGAAAAACUGCAGCUCAGUUUCACACAAGAGAAAAGACAAACACUCGACUUCUGCUGCAGUCACAAAGGAAAUAGACGGUGACAGCGCUGAAAUGUCUCAUGAUGGUGGAACCUCUGACAAAACGUCCAAGGAAACACUGAACAUGGCUGAACCCGCUUCCCCAUCUUCAGAAACACCUGGAAAUCCAGAAUUAAAUCAUGUGAGGGAAAAGAAAAAGAAGAAAAAAGUAAAAUCCACUGAUAAUGUUUUGCUUGAGAGGAAACUGUCGACUGAAUCUGCAGAAAUAGAGACACCUAAAUCCAAAAAGAAGGAAAGAAAUAAGACAAGUGUCCCCAGCUUCAUGUCCAGCAGCCCUGUGUUGUCACAGUCUGAGGUGUCCUCCUCGGACUGCAGCAGAAAAAACAAACCCAAAAAGGCCAAGAGGAGACUUCAUAACCCAAGUGAAGACUUCUUCUCUGAUUAUUAGAGUGAACUUGUUGUUGGGAGUUCGACCAGUGGAGAGAAAUUCUCCCCAACGACGGAAACACGUGAAACAACUGCAGCAGCUACAAACGACAUGAAGCUGAUGUUUUUAAGAGACUGACGGUGUCAGAGUUAAAACGUUGACCAUGAAGCCGUGAGGCUUUCACAACCACUUUGUUUUGUAUCAAAGCAUAUGUACCAACACGGCUCUCGACCUUUGUGGAGUUGAGAUGAACUCUGGAGAAAUAACAACGUGCUAAAAUCAACCAUAGAGAUACUUUUUCUUUUACUUUUUACCCAAAAUGAAAGUUAAAUAAAAACAGUGGGAGUGUUACAGUAUGAGGAGGAAAAAAGUUCAUGAAUAAAUCAAAUUAUAUAAAAUAUUUAUAAUCCCUCUGUUUCUGAACAAAAUCUCAGAAAACCUGAAUCUUUUUUUUAUGUUUUUGAAUUCAACAUGUAGCCUGACACCUAAUGGGCAUGUGAGAGAAAAGGCUUCAUUUAUUUAUUAUUUUAACAAUGUUUUGUUGCUCUCAGUGUCAUUUUUCCUGGUCCUUGUUUUGUUUUGAGCGUUCUUCUGUACCUUUUUAAGAAAUGAGAGACAUUUUUAUUUGAUAAUUCAAAGUCAGGAAGAAGUCCCGUGUUGAUUUAUGAGACGUUGCACUGUCGUACAAACCAACUGCUGCUAACAGAAGUUAAUGGUGCUUGGGAACUUCAGCUUUCUUCACUGCUGCAGGAACCUGUUCACUCGAACUGUUCACACCUGUUCGCAGGCUUCAUCUGAGGUGAGAACUAUGUGUGAGGUCAGCAGGUGACGCUGUUCCACUGCUGUUGGUAAAACACUUUUAUUAACUGGUGUUUAACUUGUGAUCUGUGUCUUACAGGCACGGUUCACUUUUGACAAGCAUAUGUGCUUAAUGUUAUAUUUAUAUUGUACAUUAUAUAUUUAGAGGCGUCAAGGUUUAACAUCAUCUGACUUUUCUACUUGUGUUCCUGUACUGUGAACGCCAUGAAUGUAAUAAAUCCUACAACCUCUAGCAACA
This is a messenger RNA of Seriola aureovittata, 4632 nucleotides long. It is a transcript of the gene pho, whose product is annotated as phoenix. The coding region runs from base 246 to 3596 and encodes 1116 amino acids. The transcript has 5 exons. Lineage: Eukaryota; Metazoa; Chordata; Actinopteri; Carangiformes; Carangidae. The record is from RefSeq and is a predicted model, not a curated record.